Messenger RNA from Saccostrea cuccullata (small rock oyster), 1450 nucleotides. RefSeq names its product sex peptide receptor-like. The record is from RefSeq and is a predicted model, not a curated record. The transcript has a single exon. Gene Ontology annotation, biological process: G protein-coupled receptor signaling pathway. Bases 240 to 1394 code for a protein of 384 amino acids. Gene Ontology annotation, cellular component: plasma membrane. Lineage: Eukaryota; Metazoa; Mollusca; Bivalvia; Ostreida; Ostreidae. Gene Ontology annotation, molecular function: G protein-coupled peptide receptor activity.
UUCGUUAUGAGCGCGUCUCUGGGAAAACAAUUAUUUCAGAAAUGAUGGAAAAUCAAUGUCCACAGGAUCAGUCAGUCCUAAUACCGGUAAUCACACAGGUCCUUUAAAACGACGAUUUCAAUAAUGUCUGAAUUUCUUGGGCAUUCCCCGAAUUAACGGCUUUAUUGCUUUAUUUAUUUGUUCUCACUUACAGAAAGGAUUCCUCCGUUCAAAACAGUCCAAUUGGGAAGAGGGUAACGAUGUUCAACAACAGCAGCGACUUGAGUGAUUCUUUACCAGAAGUGAGCGGAUAUCGUCUAGCUCACGGUUACGUCGCUGGAGGAAUAUGUCUCUUAGGAGUAAUUCUAAAUAUCGUCAAUGCCAUUGUUUGGUCCAGACAAGCACUAAAGACUUGUACGAAUUUUCUCUUGACCGUUCUGGCUUUCGCCGAUGGACUUUCCUUAUUUUUCUAUCUUGUUUAUGUGACGUAUUUCUUCAUUGCAACAGGUCCAAGUGAACAUAUCUACCAUUCCAAAUCAGGGAUGUACCUAGUUUUAAUAUGCUUUCAUGAAUUUAUUGCAUUCCACACGUUUUCUAACUGGCUUAUUAUAUCGCUUGCAAUAUUUCGGUAUCUUGGAGUGUGCCAUAAUAAAAUGUCCAAAAAGUACUGCACAAGAUGGAGAGCCAAAGUGACCGUUCUUGCUGUUUUUACAGCAACCUCACUAGCCACCGUGCCAUUUUACUUGUACUACGAAGUAUAUCAAUUAACAGAUGAAAACAAAACCAAUGGUUUUUGGAUACGAAAGACAAAUUUCGUCCAGACACAUGUUCCGUACCAAACGGCUCUUUUAUGGCUAUACGGAGUGAUUUUUAAGGUGUUACCAAGUUUUGCAAUGAUUGUUCUUUGUAUAUCCAUGGUGCAUAAACUCAUGCAAGCCAAACAAAGAAAUAAUACCUUAAACAGAGAGGUUUACCACUCACAUAUAGCGUCUCAGCGAUACAGGCGAUCCACAUUAAUGCUCAUUGUGAUAGUGACCAUGUACUUCUUAACAGAGCUCCCCGUUGGAGCGGUCUCUUUCAUGUCUGGCUUGGAAGGAAGAGAGAGCCAUUUCUUUUAUUUUCUUCUCUACUCACACGUCGGAGAUAUCAUAGACCUCAUUGCUCUCCUGAACAGUUGUUUAAAUUUCUUCGUUUAUGUGACCAUGUACCGUAAAUUUCGGAGUACACUGUGUAAACUAGUCAAGGUAUUUUGGGAGUUCUUGUGCUGUCGGGGAAAUGAUAUGCUCAGCAAACGUUUGUCUGAACUUGAACAACCACAGCUGUUUUCGCAUAAACGAUAUUGCUACACGUGCUACCAACAAAAGUGUAUCCCGAGGUCAUUAAUCACUCAAUAUUACUCUUCAUCUUUACCAUAAUAUGGUAUUAUUGAAAGAAGGAUUAUCAAAAUGUCAGGGAAUUUUUCCUCUCUACU